UGGGGACGGAUUUAAUCACGUGAUGUUAAUUUAUGUGCAUACUAAAGUUUGGCGCCAAAUUUUGUACUUUGUCGGUUUUCUGCGCAGCAGCCAUUUUGUUUGCAUGAAAAGACACUUGACGAAUGUCUACGUAUGGCGUUAUCGGACAAAAUUGGAGUUCUUUUCAACUAAAAUUCGCUUUAUACUAUGGAGUUGAGUAUCAAAAGCCCUCGACCUAUACCUAAUAUCGUCAGCGAGGCAACAUUUAGUCACCGAAAACCGAGGAAAGUCAGCGAAAGGAAGGUGGUCGAGGAAGAUUGUUUACCUCCUCGAGCUCCUGUGAAAUCUGCGCCACCUAUAAGCAGAGUCUUUAAACAUACAAGAAGGAAUUCGGUUGGAGCUUUGCAAGUCAGUUUUCGAGCUAAUGGGAGCAAAAUUAAAAGUCCUCACUACAAUGAGAAAUCAAGAGAUCUUUACUUUGAACAGUGUUUUGAGGUAAUCAGCAGACUUGGAGCAGGCUCAUUUGGAGAGGUUUUUAAAGUGAGGAGCAAGGAGGAUGGAUUUCUAUAUGCUGUUAAAAAGUCCAGGGAUAAGUUCCGUGGUGAUGCUGACAGGAAAUAUAAACUUGAAGAGGUCAACAAGCACGAGCGACUGAAGUGUCAUUGUAACUGUGUUAGAUUUAUCAAGGCAUGGGAAGAAAGACAACAUCUUUACAUCCAGACAGAGUUAUGUGAGAUGAGCCUCAAAGAUUACUUGGAGAAAAAUGACUCAGCAAGUGAAUCUGUGGUGUGGGAAUUUCUUGUUGACUUGUCUUUGGGUUUGAAACAUCUUCAUGAUAAUGAUAUGGUUCACAUGGAUAUCAAACCAGCAAACAUUUUUAUUGGUCUUGAUGGGUUGUGUAAAAUAGGAGAUUUUGGUUUGGUAUUAGAAUUGUCAAAAUGUGAUACUACGCAAGCUCUAGAAGGAGAUCCUAAAUAUCUUGCAGCAGAGUUAAUGCAAGGUCGAUUUACUAAGAGUGCUGAUAUAUUCAGCUUAGGGAUAACUCUGUUAGAGUUGGCUAGUGAUCUCGAUUUACCUAGAGGUGGAUACACUUGGCAUCAACUCAGGAAUGGACAGCUUCCUGAUGUGUUCACACAAGGCAUAUCCCCAGAACUUAGAAGGCUAAUUUCAUGGAUGAUGGACCCAUUACCACAGCAAAGACCAAGUGUUGAUGAGAUAUUGGCAGAACCAGCAGUUCGACAGGCAUGGAAGAGAAGGCAAAGAGUGUAUUUAUAUGGCUGGAUGAAACAAUCAAUAUUCAGAAUGUAUUCAGCACUAUGUACUAUUUUGUUAUGGCUUUGGAUGAUUAUACUGUGGCCUUUCCGUCCAUUAGGAGAAUCAUGGAUGUGGAGCAAAACCUUAACAAAACCAGAAACAUCGUUCCACGAGGACUUGAGCUUUUCUUCUGAUGAAUCCUGUAAUAAUUCCAUGUAUGAGAGCAGUGCCACUCCCAACUGCAGCAUAUCAUUUGAAGAAAUGCUGACGCAUUCCAUUCCAAGACCUCCAUGGCACGGUGAUGGUUACUGCAGUUCACCUGUUCAUCUAACACCUUGUAGCCGGACAGAUCAAUCGAACAUAUCUCCUCAAAUCUAUCCAGAGAAAGAGAGAAUUACACCACCUUUUCAUACAAGCAGUCCAGAACAUGAGAGGUAUACACCUCCAUCGGAAAGAAGGCGAGGGCCGCUUUUUGAUGAGGACGGAUUUGUUCCUAAAAAUGUUGUUGGUCCUAGAAAUCUACUUGAGGUGUUUGAAGACGCCGCACAUACUUCUGAUUGGUGAUAAGUGUUCUUGUUAGUUGUUCUGUUGUCAUGGUACGCACACGAUAAUGAACACUGCUUAACAAGAAGACGUGACGACAAUGAAAGAGAUCUGCUAGCGGCGGGACGUGAAACUGACAGAGACCUUUAGCAUACCGUGCUUAUUCCAGGGAUGUAGAGUCAUUGCGCUUUUCGUCAAACCAGUGUUUUUCUCAAAGUGCACCUUGAAAAAACUUGUCUAUGGUGUACAUGUAAGCUGCUUCAACACUGCUAGAUCAAACACUUGCUAGAUCAGACUUCGGUGAGAAUGGAAUACCUCACGUCCUCUUGUAUUUGAUCUUUGGUGAAAUAUUUUCAAACUCCACUUGUAAAUAGUCAUAAAACGUUGAUCAGAUGGGACAAUGGUCGUAGCCCUAGAACUCCUUGCUUGUUGAAAAUUAAAUAGCUUUGUCUUUAAUGGUAUACCGUUCCUAAUCAGCUUCUGCCCUCUUAAGAAAAAGAUACCGCUGACCGAGGUAAAGAUAUCUCGGUUUCAGCGUCUCACGGGGUGCUGUUGAAAAAACGUUCAACUUGUAAUGUUAGGAGAAGAUGAUAUUCACCUACUUUAUAAUUUAAAUAAAAAAGUUUAGUUCCGGGCUUAUAGUGCCACAGUGAUCGGUGGCCAGUCAACAUAACCGGAAAAACAAACGACAGUUUGUGAAUACUUACAAAUCACUAGAGGAGAUUCUGAUUCUUAAUAACUAGCCUAAACUCGGAAAGUUUGAGGAUGAUACCGAAUGGAAAAUGAGACCAGUUCAUAUGACGAUAAUGAACGAAAAUUCUAGUUGCACAAGUUUGAUGAAGAGUGCUUUUAUGUAAUACCAGAAACCUUUUACGAGUAUCUGGCAGUAAAUGCAGUGAUUGAUGCCUAUAAAAAAUGCCCACAGCUGAAGAACGUGUAAUAAUGUCAACUUCUUGGUCACCUAUUUGUGUUUCGAUGUCUUCCCCUAAUGACGAAGUUUUUACCUGUUUUUGUAGCCUUUUUAAGGCUUCAUGCGUCCCAUGGCGCCAUAAGGACCCGUGAUGAAGGUGAUUUGUAACAUUUUUGCGAAGUUCAGUAAACCUCACCAAACUGAAAGGUAUUAGAGUAGACUUUGCUUUAGGGUAAUUAAUAUAUGUCGUGUAGGUGUGCCGUUUGAAACGCAACCAGUGAAACUACAAAUACAGUUCUUUGUAAGUUAUUUCCAUUGAUCUUCAUUUUAAUGAUUAUGAUUAUGCCGCACUGUAAAGUAUUGUUGGCAAUUUUACCUGCUAUUGGGCACAAGAAAAACUCGCAUGUAUUCGCAUUGUUACGUUCAAGAAACAUCGGGCUUGAACUAAGUGUAAAGUAGCAGCUAAAAAUUAUUAAAGUAAAAACGUUCUUUAGAUACA
Molecule: messenger RNA, 3185 nt
Organism: Orbicella faveolata
Lineage: Eukaryota; Metazoa; Cnidaria; Anthozoa; Scleractinia; Merulinidae
Product: membrane-associated tyrosine- and threonine-specific cdc2-inhibitory kinase-like
Biological process (GO): protein phosphorylation; meiotic cell cycle; negative regulation of G2/MI transition of meiotic cell cycle
Cellular component (GO): nucleus; cytoplasm
Molecular function (GO): ATP binding; protein kinase activity
Source: RefSeq, a predicted model, not a curated record